AUGGGCGCAGGCAGGACAUUUAGGUGGCGGGUAGGGCUGCUGGUGACAGGCAUGCGGCUCGGGCAGAUGACAGCGGAUGGAUGCCAACUGAGAACGCAAUCCACAUCUGGCCAGGAAGGGCGACUGAAUGAGGCGGUGAUGACGCCGCUACACCGCGAGCCCAUCCAAUACGGCAGUCUUUGGGUCACCUUGUCGCCACAAAAUUAA
This is a messenger RNA of Parastagonospora nodorum SN15, 207 nucleotides long. RefSeq lists its product as hypothetical. The record is from RefSeq and is a predicted model, not a curated record. Lineage: Eukaryota; Fungi; Ascomycota; Dothideomycetes; Pleosporales; Phaeosphaeriaceae. The transcript is spliced from 2 exons. Bases 1 to 207 code for a protein of 68 amino acids.